Molecule: messenger RNA, 1039 nt
Organism: Dermatophagoides pteronyssinus (European house dust mite)
Lineage: Eukaryota; Metazoa; Arthropoda; Arachnida; Sarcoptiformes; Pyroglyphidae
Gene: nero
Product: deoxyhypusine hydroxylase nero
Biological process (GO): peptidyl-hypusine biosynthetic process
Molecular function (GO): deoxyhypusine monooxygenase activity
Source: RefSeq, a predicted model, not a curated record
CGCAUGUGUAUGUCGUAAAAUAAACAAUUGAAACCACAUUGCAUCAAAAAAAAAAAUCACAACAAAAUGGUCAAAUCAACAAUAUCUCCAAAAGAAUUUGACACAACAGCCCAAUGGCUACAAGAUCCACAGAAAUCAAUGGCCAUAAGAUUUCGGGCAUUAUUUACGUUGAAAAAUAUCGGUGGCCAAUCGGCAAUCGAUCAUAUUGGCAAAGUUUUAUUUGAAGAUGAUUCAGCCCUGUUGAAACAUGAAUGUGCUUAUUGUCUUGGACAAAUGCAAGAUGUUUAUGCAAUUGAAAUUUUAUCAAAAGUUUUAGCUAAUACUAUGGAACAUCCUAUGGUUCGUCAUGAAGCUGGUGAAGCACUUGGUGCAAUCGGUACUGAUGAAUGUCUUGAAAUACUAGAGAAUUAUGUUGAUGAUAGUAAUAAAGAUGUUGCUGAAACCGCCCAAUUAGCUGUAAAUCGAAUUAAACAUUUUCGUAAUCGUGAUAGUGAUUGUUCGAAUGGAACAUCUGAUCAUUCCAUUUAUUCAUCGGUCGAUCCAGCUCCGCCAUUAGGUUUAAAAAAUAAUGAUAAGAAAAUGAUUGAAAAUCUUCGCCAGGUUCUAAUCGAUCCGAAUGAAUCAUUAUUCAAACGAUAUCAGGCAAUGUUUUCGUUACGUAAUCUAAAUACCGAUGAAUCAGCAAUGGCAUUAGCCGAUGGUCUUGAUUGUCAAGAUUCAGCAUUAUUUCGUCAUGAAAUUGCAUUUGUGCUUGGCCAAAUGCAACGUCCAAUAACGACAGCAAAAUUGGCCAAAGUUUUGGCCGAAAAAUCAGAAAAUGAAAUGGUACGUCAUGAAUGCGCUGAAGCAUUGGGUGCCAUUGCAACCGAAGAAACUAAUCAAAUUCUUAAAGAUUAUCUUGAUGAUGAUACUCGUGUUGUUCGUGAAUCAGCUAUCGUUGCUCUUGAUGUAUCCGAUUAUAAUAAUAGUGAACAAUUUCAAUUUUUAAAUAAUUAAUUUAAUUCCAAUUUAAAUUUAAUUUAAAAAUAUAUUUACAAAA